Messenger RNA from Pseudopodoces humilis (Tibetan ground-tit), 1355 nucleotides. RefSeq lists its product as uncharacterized. NCBI's taxonomy places the organism in Eukaryota, Metazoa, Chordata, Aves, Passeriformes, Paridae. Gene Ontology annotation, biological process: regulation of DNA-templated transcription. The record is from RefSeq and is a predicted model, not a curated record.
UCCCCCGACCCCCCCGGGGCCCCGCGGCCACCAUGGCCGGGCAGGCGCAGGAGCCGGUGACCUUUGAGGAUGUGAUGGUGUUCCUGAGCCGGGCCGAGUGGGACGCGCUCCCGGAGCGGCGGCGGCAGCUCUACCGGGACGUCGUGUCGGACACCUAUGAGCUCCUGACCUCCCUGGGUUAUCCAGGCCCCAAACCCGACAUCCUGCACCGGCUGGAGCGCGGGGAAGAGCCGUGGAUCUGCCCACCCCCAGGACACGCUGGGAGCUGCCUGGAGGAGCCUUCCUCUGGCUGGUGGCCCAGAGCCAGCGGAUACCAGGGGCUGGAAACCUCAUGUCCAGGAUGGAGCAUGCUGUGGUGUCUCCAGGACAGGGGAUUCCAGAAGUUUGGCUGUCAAGAGGGAAGGAGCAAUCUCCCAUCGGAAGCGGACAGUGGAGUCGGGAGCCAAACUCAGGCAUGGUUUGUGAAGGAGGAGGUGGAGGAUGAACCUGAACUCACGGAAGAGCUAACCCAGAGCGCGAUGUUCCUUCAUUCCCUGAUGGAACAGCAGAGCCUGGAUCUUCGGGAACAGCUGUGGGAUGACCCUGUGGAGGGGAAUCACAGGAACGCCCAAAACCACGGACACACCUUGGGAGAGGCGACACUUCUCCCAGGAACCUGUGAGCUGAGGGUGGAGGACCUGAGAGCAGCGGUGGCGAAGGACCAUAGCUACGCCCUUGGCAGCAAGCCGGGAAUGGCCUACGUGCCCCAGCUCUGCUCCCUGUGGGAACACAACUACUGCUGGCAGCGCAGCACCUGGAGGAGCCAUGGGGCCGGCGCCGCCUGGGCCGUGCGUCGCCGGCUGGCGCGGCGGCGAUCCCGCUGCGGCAGGACGCUCCGGAGAGCCAGGGAGAUCCUGCGUGGCUACCGGCCCUACUGGAGGAGAGGCUGCUCCGGCUGCCGCGGCGCGGCGCGAGGGAGGAACCCCGGGGUUCGUCCUCCGACGGAUGCGGCCGCACCGCGCGAGCUCCAGAGCGCCAGGAAUGCUGAGGGGGUGGCAUUGGAUGCACCGUGUGCCCCGCUGGGGGUUUCAGGAACUGGGGCUUCACCCGCUGCCCUAAACCUGGCUGCAGGGGCGAGGGAGGGAGCAAAGCCUCUGGAGGAUCCUGGUGCCAGCCGGGAGCUUGGAGGGCGCGUGGAACCCCAGAAAUCCCAGGGGAUGUCGCUCCAGGGCGUGUUCCGGGACGUGCUGGGGGCGGUCAGGUACAUAUUGGACUCCAUGUGCCAGAAGUUUGAGCUCCAGGGGUUCUCCCAAGAGAAGAGCAUCUGGCCCAUCGUCAUCCAGAUCGAUAACUUGAGGGAGAUGGGGAAGCCCUGA